Messenger RNA from Botrytis deweyae, 7860 nucleotides. RefSeq lists its product as uncharacterized. The transcript has 6 exons. The coding region runs from base 1 to 7860 and encodes 2619 amino acids. Gene Ontology annotation, biological process: amino acid activation for nonribosomal peptide biosynthetic process; secondary metabolite biosynthetic process. The record is from RefSeq and is a predicted model, not a curated record. NCBI's taxonomy places the organism in Eukaryota, Fungi, Ascomycota, Leotiomycetes, Helotiales, Sclerotiniaceae. Gene Ontology annotation, cellular component: cytoplasm. Gene Ontology annotation, molecular function: catalytic activity; phosphopantetheine binding.
AUGACAAUAACAGCUAAGCACUUCUCUCCCGACCUCAUUCAGAGGGACCAACGCCAGGUCAAGGGAGACCGCGUUGAGAAAUCAUACUCUGCGAUGGAUUUGGAUCUUGCAUCUAAACACUAUCUUUCAGGCAUCCUCCACAGUGAGCUUCGUCCAGCCCAAACCACGGACACGGAUAAUUACCUCAGCCAAGGGGAAGGUUCUGUCAAGCCAUUCUCUCUUCUAGAUCCUACGCAGAGCCAUGAUGAAAUUCGAAGACAAAUGCCAUCAGAUGCAACAUUCAUCGAUGUCUACCCUUGCACGGCUCUUCAAGAAGGGCUGCUGGCAUUAUCAAUGAAGGAGUCCGGCAGUUUUACUCCUCAAAUAAUAUGCAAGCUCCCCAGAGGCAUUGAUUUGAAUAAGUUCAAAGCUGCUUGGCAGAGCACAGUCGAUUCAAAUUCGACACUUCGAACUAGCUUCGUUCAAACGCGGACUUUAGGCCUACUUCAAGUAGUUUUGGCGCCAGAACCCAUCCUCUGGUCCGAAGAGAUCGACCUCGAAAGCUACUUGAGCAACGACAGAAUUAUCUUCCCUUCAUUUGGAAAGCUCCUAUUGAGAUACGGUCUCAUUCAAAGCCACUCAUCUGAUUCAUUAUAUUUUGUUUGGACUUUUCAUCAUGCCGUUCUUGAUGGAUGGAGCAUGCGCUUGGUACUUCGACAAGUCGAAGAAUCAUACAGAGGAGAGAGUUUUCAACCGUUGGUGGAAUUCAAGUGUUUCAUUGCCCACCAAAUGAGACUUGAGAAGCAAUCACAGAAAGCGAGUGAAAUGUUCUGGAGUAAUCAUCUAGCAAAUAUUUCGGGGGCACAAUUUCCAGUUGUCCCAUCGCAACAUCAAUCGCGUGCGAAUGGCUACUCGGAAAGAUUUAUUUCCGUGAAGGAAAACCUAUUAGCUGGUGCAACGACCUCUACAAUUAUACAAGCUGCAUGGGGAAUCCUAGUAGCACGACGUACCGCUGCGACGGAAGCUACUUUUGGUCUCGUGCUUGCAGGGCGAAAUGCAAAGAUUGUAGGUCUCGAUAUGAGAAGAGUAAAUGGUCCAACAUUCAAUUCAUUACCGAUGCGAGUAAUCAUUGAGGACAAAAAAUCUGCGGAAGAUCUAUUUGCUUCGGUUCAUGAUUCUCGAGUCGCCAUGAAACCCCAUCAGCAUCUUGGCCUACAAAAUAUCCGUAGGCUCGGAACGGACUGCACAAAAGCUUGCAGCUUCCAGAAUCUACUCGUUAUUCAACCCAGAUUAGAGAGAGAUCCCAACAGUAUAUUCGGCGCCAGAGAGAAUACUAGUGACCACUGGGCAAAGUUGAAUGCUUAUCCUCUCAUGAUGCAAUGUGAUUUGAUGGGAGAUGGCUUCACUGCAAUGGCCAGUUACGACUCUCACGUUUUAUCUGACCAAGAAGUCAAUAUUCUGCUGCAACAAUUUGACAACAUCAUAUCUCGUUUGUCCGAUGCAAACACACUGGUUGGUAAUAUAGGGCUGGCAAUGGAAACCCCACAAAAACAAUUAGCAAUUCAAGAAACCGAAGCUGAAGAGGUUCAUUCGUGUGUCCACGAAGUCAUUCAGCAGAGUUCGCAAAGCCGCGGAUUCGAUGUAGCGGUGACAUCUUGGGAUGGAGAAUUGACGCAUUCCCAAUUACAUUCUAUAUGUGAUCGUCUAGCAUAUCUUCUACAGCUCGCUGGUGUUGGACCCGAAAUCAAGGUUGCACUGAUCUUUCAAAAAUCUUUGUGGGCUGUAGUCGCCAUGAUGGCAGUGAUGAAAGCAGGAGGAACUUUUGUUCCUAUGAGCCCCGACCAUCCUGAAGAGCGAAUCAGAAAGCUGGUGAAGCAAAUAGGUGGCAAGAUGAUCAUGUGCUCCGAAAGUCUCCUCCCCUCGCUCGAGGGUAUCGCAGACAAAACACUUGCUGUGGGAAAAUCGAUGCUCGAAACCUUGCCCGAAGGAGUGCUGGAUGCAAGUGUUCAGCCAAACAAUUCUGUUUAUAUUAUGUUCACUUCUGGCAGCACUGGAGAACCAAAGGGAUGCGUUAUAGAGCAUGCUACUUGCUGUGCUACUAUGCGUCAUCUCUCCAAUAUCUCCAAAAUGAGUCCUCAUAGUCGCACUCUUCAGUUAUCGGCAUAUACUUUUGAUGGCAUGGUUUUCGAGAUUCUUGUUACUUUGGGUGUUGGAGGCGUUGUUUGCAUACCUUCAGACGACGAGAAAAUGAACAACAUUACAUCAGCAAUCAACCGAAUGCAAGUUAAUACUGCAUUCAUGACACCUGCCUUUGGGAGAUUGAUCCUUCCAGAAUCUGUGCCAACCCUAAAAACUCUUCUUAUAGGAGGAGAAAAAGUGAUCCAAGAGGAUUUAGAUCAAUGGUCCGGAAAGUUGCGGUUAUUGCAAGUGUAUGGACCUACGGAAUGUUGCUGCAUGUGCACUGCUACUGAAAUCACUGGGAAAGGUGUGAACCCUGCUAGACUGGGGUCUGGUUUCGUCGGAAGCUUUAUUGUGCUUGACGAGAACGACCAAUUAGCUCAACGGGGAGCUGCAGGUGAAUUAUUGAUUGGUGGAACACUUGCGAGGGAGUAUUUCAAAAAUCCCGAAAAGACGGAGGCGUCAUUUGUCCCUACGCCUUCCUGUAUCCCUGCUGAAUCUACUCGAUGGAAAAGGUGGUAUAGGACAGGUGACUUGGUCAAAAUGGAUGCCGAUGGAUCAAUCGUAUAUAUCUCUCGGAAAGAAGCGGGUGCACAAGUCAAGCUAAACGGCCAAAGAAUUGAGAUGGGUGAAAUCGAAAGUCAUCUUCACAAAAAUCUAGACAAUGUUAUAGAUCUUGCCACAGUGGUAGCAACCCCUGUGGAUGGCAGAUCGCCAUUCCUAGCAGCCUUCUUGUGUUUUAGAGAUGGUGGUAAUAGUAGAGAAAAGGAAGAAAGCUCACUUUUCAAGAAGUGUCUUGAUGAGUCAAUCGUCCGAUCACUUCUUGACCGCUUGAGUCUUGUACUGCCACAAUACAUGAUACCAAAAGUAUACAUACCCAUAUCAUCGAUACCACUUACUAUCUCUCAGAAGUGUGAUCGCCAAACCCUACAGACUCUUGCAGCUAGCUUAACGCCCUCAGAAUUUGCAUAUUAUUCUGGUCAAGAUGCUACACACUCCGCUCCUUUGACCAACAACGAGCUUCAAAUGCAGCGUCUAUGGGCCGUUAUUUUAAAACUUCCAACACGUAGCAUAGGCAGGAACGAUAGUUUUACACGUCUUGGUGGAGAUUCCAUUCUUGCUAUGAAGCUCGUUGCAGCUGCACGAGAAGAUGGCAUAAAUUUGACGGUUGCAAACAUAUUCCAAAGUCCGAUCCUAUCAGAUUUGGCCAAAACACUAGUGGAUGCCAAUUCCUCUUCAGUUGUUGGACAGGACAAUAUCCCUGCAUUUUCUAUGAUUGGAGGGCGCGUUCAGCUGCUGAAAGCAACCAUUGAUGGUGGUCUCAACCCAGAGCAUGUUGAAGACUUGUACCCAUGUACUCCUUUUCAAGGAUCUAUCAUGGCACUCUCAAUGAGCCAUCCUGGCACGUAUGUUGCACAACACGUUUUUGAAUUAUCCAAGGACAUAUACUCUAAUAUUGACAAGUUCUGUGACGCUUGGAAUGAAGUUGUACGUUCGAAUCCAAUUCUACGAACGCGUAUCAACCAGCACGAAUCAGCAGGCCUGGUGCAAAUGGUUAUCAGAGAAGAUGUUACAUGGGAGGUGCAAGAUAACCUCCAAGGAUAUUUGGAAUCUGAUAAAGCGCAGCCUAUGGGCUUAGGGAGUCCUCUUAGCCGUUAUUGUAUUGUCGAAGAGACAAUAUCAGCCGAUCACAAGUAUUAUUUCGUCCUUACCCUACAUCAUGCAGUAUACGACGCCUGGAGCAUAAAUUUGAUGCUUCAACAGGUGGGAAAAGAGUAUGGAAGACUCGCGCACAUUCCUAGGAAUGAUGCCAACUUACCUCAACCCCAAAAUAUUCCGUUCAAUCGUUUCAUGAAGACCAUUGUCGAUUUAGAUCGUCUUGCAGCAGAAAACUUUUGGAUAUCAGAGCUUGCGAGUGAAGGUGCAAAGAUUUCACAUUUUCCAAGCAUCAAUUCUGGCUACCAACCUCAGCCUGGUGCAACAGCCAUUAAAGAUAUCAAGUUAGUUCGAGAGGCUAAUUCCGACUACCGAAUUUCGAAUAUUAUCCGAACAGCUUGGGCAAUUGCCAUAAGUAACUACUCCAAUUCUAACGAUAUCAUCUUCGGAGAGGUCUUGACAGGCCGUACUGGUUCAUCAGCCGAUCUAACUCGAGUAGUUGGACCUACAUUAGCUACCGUUCCGGUUAGGAUCACAUUGGAUCCUCAGGGCACAGCUCUUAGUCUACUGAAGAAGGUUCAGGCUAAAAUGAUCCAGAUGAUGCCCUUUGAACAGAUUGGUCUAUCCAAUAUUCAACGAUUAGGCGAAGGACUGAACAAGGCAUGCCAGUUCCAGAAUAUCUUGGUCAUACAACCUAGAGAAAAUUCAGCCAUCGACGACUCAUUUAUGGGACGACGUCGAAUGGAUCUUGUGGAAGCAACUGUAUGGGAUACAAAUGCUUUAACUCUAGAAUGCCAUCUUACUGAGGAGGGAAUGAAGGCCAAGGCAAUCUUUGACUCGGAAAUUAUAGACAGUCGACAAAUGGAGAGGAUGCUCUCCCAGUUUCAGCACAUCCUUCAGCAAUUAUGCCAUGAAGACGCAAGAAAAUCUGUCCAAGAUAUCAACUCUAUCAGUGAAGUUGAUCUAGAGCAUGUUUGGGAAUGGAAUUCUACAUUACCAGAGGUAAUGAAGUCUUGCGUACAUGAAGUUAUCGAUAUCAUGACAAAGCACGAUCCUCAUGCCCCAGCAAUUGCCUCUUGGGAUGGCGAUUUGACUCGCGCUGAGCUAGAUAGUCUAUCAUCUCGUCUAGCGUCUCAAUUGAUGAAGUAUGGAAUAGGGCCAGGAAGCAAAGUGCCUCUAUUCUUCACGAAAUCAAAAUGGGCCAUCGUAGCUACACUGGCAACUAUCAAGUCUGGAGCUGCAUUUGUACCCUGCGACCCUUAUCAUCCUCGGUCGCGUCUUCUUUCACUUAUUGAGCAAGUCAACGCUCAAGUAAUUCUUUGUUCAAACGACGUUCGGCAGUCCUGCUUAGAUUUGUUUCCCUGCGGUAAAACAAUUGUGGUGGAGGAAAGCGAGAUCGAACUGUUACCAGAACUAACAGACAUUUUAAGCAAUGUUAGCCCUGUGGACCCUCUCUACAUCUGUUUCACCUCAGGUACUACUGGGACUCCCAAAGGUACAGUAGUGACCCAUGAAGCAUAUUGCUCGGGCGCGAGAGAUCAUGGUAAAGCGCUUCACUUUGGACCAACUUCACGAUUUUUACAGUUUGCGUCCUACAGCUUCGACACCUCUAUCGAGGAUAUUUUAACAACCCUGAUGACGGGAGGCUGCCUUUGCAUACCAUCUGAGGGAGAACGGACUUCAGAUAUCGUGGGAGCAAUAGCUAGAAUGAAUGUUAACACGGCAGACCUAACACCUUCUUAUAUAAGCUCGAUCUCACCUGAAUCUGUUCCUACAUUGAAGAGAAUAACUCUUGGUGGAGAGCCUAUCACUGCUAAUGUUAUCAAAACCUGGGCAGAUCGCGUUCAUUUGAUUAAUGCUUUCGGAACUACUGAAUGUUGCGUAACAAGUGUAGUGAAUGCAGAUAUCUCUCCCAGCACAUCUCCUACAAACAUUGGGCGUGGAGCAGGCGCAGUCACUUGGAUUGUUGAUACUGAAGAUUCAAACCGUCUUCUACCAAUCGGUGCAAUUGGUGAACUGCUAAUUGAAUCACCCGCCAUGGCCUCAGGAUAUCUUGGCGACGAGGUGAAGACUAGAGCCGUUUUUAUCGAUAGUCCCAAAUGGGCUCGUAAUUUCAGCUCGAGUCACCGUCCUACACGUCUCUACAAAACUGGCGAUCUUGCCCAAUACAACUCUGAUGGAACAAUCAAUUACCUCGGCCGGAAGGAUACUCGCAUCAAACUUCGUGGACUUCGCAUAGAAAUUGCUGACGUGGAGCAUCACAUACUCAGUCAUCCACAAGUUAGAAAAGCCAUGGUUGUAUUGCCUACUUCUGGGCCAUAUGUUGAUCAACUUACGGCUGUAAUCGAGCUCGAAACCUCAACAGACUCGGAGAUAGCCAGUGGCAUUGCGGUAGUUUCUCACUUGGAACUUGAAGCUUCCGGAUUCAAAUGGUCCCGAAUUGCAAAUCACCUGUUAGAUCACCUGCCAAGUUACAUGAUUCCUUCUUCUUGGGUCGCAAUGAAGACCAUACCACUUCACACGUCCGGAAAGCUGGAUCGUCCUAGACUCACCAAGUGGCUUAAUAGUCUUCCGGUGAUCCAAAAAGCUGAGAGUUAUCCCAAGAGCAGCGAAGCACCUUUGUUACCAUCAGAUGAUCAUAUUGCAUUUGAAAUCAGCGAUAAAAUUGCACAGCUUGUUGCAACGAAGCCUUCAUCACACCUAAAUUCCGAUAUCAUAGGUCGUGAUGUUAACCUUGCUUCUAUUGGAAUUGACUCCAUCAAGAUGAUGUCCCUUGCAGCUUUCAUUAAACGAUCGUAUGGUAUCACUAUACCUAUGCCCAAGCUCAUCAACUAUCAGACCGCAAUUUCGGAUGUUUCAAAACAUAUUCGGUCUGCGACCAAGUUCAAAGGCGAGAAGCCCAUAGACUCAGCACCUACUCUUGAUUUGAUGCAAGAAAUAACCGAUCUAGACAUACAACUAGCCUCAAUGCAGCAUUACUUUGGAGUUGUUUUCUUGACAGGUGCCAGCGGAUUUCUGGGUACUCAGAUACUUCGAGAACUUCUUGAAAGACCUGGCGUCAAGAAGGUUAUUGUGCAUGUACGCGCUUCAUCCAAUGAGAAUGGCAAACAACGGAUCAUAGCAGCAGCUAAAUCCGCAAGAUGGUGGCAUGAAACUUUCGCAACGAAACUCGAAAUAUGGACGGGAGACUUAGCUAAACCUAUGUUAGGUUUGAGUUUCGGGCAAUGGCAAAAACUAAGCACAGUCGAUGCCAUCAUCCAUAAUGGAGCUUCAGUGCAAUGGAAUGCGGAUUAUCACACUCUUAAAGCUGCCAAUGUCACGUCUACCUUUGAUAUUCUGAAGAAUAUUACAGGAGCUGUGUCGCCUCCGAGAUUCGUCUAUGUAUCUGGAGGUCGUGAUUUCGAAGGAGAGAUGGAUGAUAAUACGACCGCAAUGAGAUUGAAGGGACUUGAUGGUUAUAGCCAGACGAAGUUCGUUUCAGAGCUCCUGGUAAGAAACUUUGCUCAACGAGCCACAUCUUUUGCCCAAGGCAAUCAUGUCUCUAUCGUCAAACCGGGACUGAUCAUUGGUACAACCCGGGAAGGAGUGGCCAAUACCACUGACUUCCUAUGGAGAUAUGUAGCUGGCGCAAUAAACGUCGGCGCAUAUCCUAUUCCAGACAAAAAUGAUUGGUUGACUAUUGCACAUGCGGAUUUCGUCGCAAAUUCGACUAUCAAUGCCUUGGUCAAUACUCCCAGUGACUCAAAUUAUACAUUGGAUAUAACUGGCGGAAUCGACAUGCAACGAUUCUGGGAUAUUGUCAAUAAAACUAUGGGGCAUGAACUUCGCCCGACUACUUCAAGUGGAUGGGCGAAGUUGAUCCAGAAGGAUAUGGAGAAGAAGACGGAAGCCCAUCCGCUUUGGCCGGUAGCUCAUCUUAUCACUGAGGAGGGAAAUUUGGGCAAGAGUAAGAGACCAAGGGAAUUGGAUACUGUGUUUGAGAAGCAGAUAGAGGAGGCGAUCAAGAAGAAUGUGGAGUAUUUGAACGAGAUUGGUUAUUUUAGGUAG